AUGCUCUCUGUUGACCACUGUCACAGUCGCGUCACACCGGAUCGUGAGCCGGUGGUUGGUGAAAGGCUCGCGACACCCUGUGACAGAAAGCUGAAAUCCGUCUUUGCUCCUCAUCAGUGUCUCUGGCGAAAACUUCAAACGCGUAAAAAUAAGACUUGGGAAGGCGACGGGAUCCUGUGCAUUCGAGGUUCUAGUUGUUACAUCAAGUCCCGUGAUGAUGGAUCCCAAGUGGCAUCUGGUCAAUGGGUAGUUGACCGCGAUUGUGUACCAGGCAAGAUUUACAUGGUUGGAGGCAAGGAGGUCGAAAUUGAUCAGCCAAUUUCUCAGCAAGAGCUAGAGCAAGAAGCAAAAUCAAACCGAUGGGACCACCCAGUUACCUCUGCACUUCCCGCCCAACCUCACGUUACCAAAACCAAAGUCGUCUCGAAAGUUACCCCCAAAGUCGACCUCAAAUUUAAACCUCCGAUGCGCCUUAACACCUUAAAUCGACCAUCGAACUUAACCCAGGUUGACCAGAGCAAAUAUUUUGCGAAACCAACUGCUGGUCAACCAUUCAAUGCCCCUUCCACCCUGCUCUCGAGUGGGCUCAAGCGCACAAAAGUCGAAUAUCUUUCUCAUGGUGAAAUUGACACGUUGACAACAGGAAAAGAGCCUAAACGAUUUAAGCCUCUUUUGCUCAAAACCUUGGACAGUUCGCCUGAGGUUAAGCCAAUUUCGCAAGAAGCACAUCAAGAUCGCGCUUUCGUCUGCCUAUAUCGCAAGCUCAAAGCCUCCAAGAACUCAACUUGGGACGGUGACGGUAUUUUGUGCAUAGAACGAUCGCAAAGGGGUCCUAUAGCUGUUUUAAAGGAUAGUACAAACCGUAAAGUAUUGGGAAGCACGCUUUUGGGACGUAACCCCAGCCUAGAAAGCGGUUCAGUGAUCCAGGUAGGAAGUCGAGAAGCUGAAAUUCAAAGGCAAGCCACAGAAUCAGAGUCAUUGGAUUGUGAGAGCAAUUCUCAAGAAACGAGGAAAGCUGAUUGGACUGACAUAGUUAAGAACGAGGCCCCCGUUGGGAGUUUCAAAGAUCCAAUGCUUAUCAAACGCACCAGCCACACUGGGCCAAAAUUUGACCCUCAAGCCGAGGGCGCGUUGGUUUUGACAAAACCUAGCACAGCAUGGUUGCUGAAGCACGACCUUCAGAAUGCCGCGAUCGUCGAUGUGGUAGUUGAUCCUUCCAUCGCCCGAUCACUCAGGCCACAUCAAGUCGAUGGACUCAAGUUCAUGUAUGAAUGCACUAUGGGACUUCGCGAAGUCGGCGGUCACGGCUGUAUCCUGGCAGAUGAGAUGGGUCUGGGAAAAAGCAUACAAGCAAUUUCCCUACUAUGGACUCUUUUGCGGCAAAAUCCUAUCUCAGGGCAAGGACCAGUUAUCAAGCGAGCAAUGAUAGUUUGCCCAGUCACAUUGGUGAAAAACUGGAAGAGAGAGAUACACAAAUGGCUUGGGAGAAGCCGGUUGAAUGUAUUUACAGCUGAUGGAAAAUGCGACUUUAAACAAUUUACCUGCAGCCUUUAUUACAACGUUUUGGUUAUCGGAUAUGAGAAAUUAAGAACUCUAUCCAAAGAGGUUAAUUCUAUUUACCCCCCGAUCGGUUUGAUUAUUGCAGAUGAAGGCCAUCGCUUGAGGUCCAUCGAGGCCAAGACGACGCAAGCUUUGAGGUCCUUGAAAACUAAACGGCGUGUGGUCUUAUCUGGCACUCCCAUCCAGAACAAUCUUACGGAAUAUUACGCCAUGGUCGAUUUCGUUAACCCUGGGAUCCUAGACGAUUAUCGCACUUUCAAGAAGAAAUUCGAGCAACCGAUACUCAAGAGUAGGGAACCUUGUUGUAACCCAGUUCAAAGAUCGGAAGGCGAGGCGCGAGCAGAGGAACUGGCUAAAAUGAGCCGCCAUUACGUGUUACGGAGAGGCUCUGAAGUAAUUCAAGAACACCUUCCCCCCCGGCACGAUUACUGCGUAUUCAUCUCACCCACAACUGUCCAAAGAAACAUAUAUGAAGCUGUGCUCGAUUCGCCGGAAACCAGAGCCAUUUUUUCCGGGGACAUCAGUCAGCAUCUCGUCCUGAUGAAUACUUUGAAACUCCUCUGUAAUUCGCCUGGAUUGUUAAUGAACGAAUAUUCGAUCAAAAGCUUGGGGCAAAUUUCUUCCACCUUAUUCCCAGCUUGGGUCACUCGUGAGGAUGUUCAACUUUCAGGCAAAUUGAUAGCAUUGGCAAAGUUUUUAGACAUCUUGAAAAAGAAGAACAACGAGAAAAUAAUUUUAGUGUCGAACUUUACCAAGACUCUUGACAUCGUGGAGAGUCAUUGUAAGGCGAGCCACUACCCAUUUUGUCGUCUGGAUGGUAAAACGGCCCAAAACCAGCGGGACAAUAUUGUCCAGGUCUUCAACCGAUCAUCCGCCAGCGCUCAAUUCAUUUUUUUGCUAAGUAGCAAGUCUGGUGGAGUUGGGCUGAAUCUGAUCGGGGCCUCACGGUUGAUCUUGUUUGAUGGGGAUUGGAACCCAGCAACUGAUCUGCAAGCAAUGGCACGGAUUUGGAGACAGGGGCAGCAAAAGCCGUGUCACAUCUAUCGCUUUCUCACCACAGGUACAAUUGAUGAAUGCAUUUUCCAGCGGCAAGUUACCAAGAUUGGUUUGGCGACAGAUUUGAUGAGUGCUCCCAAAGCUGGCGAGGAAACUGCAGGUGGUGGUAACACGUUUACGAAAAACGAGCUCAAGAGGGUUUUUGAACUACACAGCGAUACAGACUGUUAUACGCAUGACUUACUUGAGUGUCAGUGCCUAGAAAACAAAUCAAUCGAAGAACCAGAGGGGUGGAAAGAGGAAGACGAGAGGGAAGAUCCGAUGGCUUGUCUGGACCACUCAGAUUCUGAAGCCUCUCUUCCGGACGCAGACUUAUCAGGAUUCUUACCUGCAUCUAAGUAUAAACCAUCAGAGAAAGAAGAUGCAUUCAAGCUCAAAAGAAAGUUGGCCGAACUAGAGAAAUGGGUCCAUGUGAAUGCUACUGAUCCCAAAUCGGUGGAUGAGCUAGAAGAUGAAAUUCUUAAUCAAACCGUGUCAGCCUUGAAUCCCAACUUAUCCAAGAAAUCCGAGAAGCAUUCACAAGAUGAUCAAACGGCCAAAGAUGGCAUAAUUACAUUCAUUUUCACCAAAUCGAUUGGAUAG
Molecule: messenger RNA, 3198 nt
Organism: Puccinia graminis f. sp. tritici CRL 75-36-700-3
Lineage: Eukaryota; Fungi; Basidiomycota; Pucciniomycetes; Pucciniales; Pucciniaceae
Exons: 22
Coding region: 1-3198 (1065 amino acids)
Biological process (GO): reciprocal meiotic recombination; double-strand break repair via homologous recombination
Cellular component (GO): nucleus
Molecular function (GO): DNA translocase activity; ATP binding; ATP-dependent chromatin remodeler activity
Source: RefSeq, a predicted model, not a curated record